AUGUCUGAUAACGUUCAUUCUUCAAGUAACGAAGACGAUUCCAUCGUGAUGAUGCAUGAUAUAGGACGAAUCUUCAAUGAUAUUAUGUUAUCUCGAAGAUUUACAAGUUGGGACAAUUUUGAGACCUGUUUGAAAGAAGUACAUAAGUAUACGCAUACUAAGUACGUUAUGUCAGUAUGCAAAAAGAACAGUGAUGAUCCAACUCUAAAGUACUUUUUCGUGCGAUAUGUCUGUACAUAUGGACGUAAACGCAGUUCGUCAGAGUCAGAUGCUUGCGUUCAGGAUGUAGAUGAUGAUAGUAAUAAUCAUUCUUCUGAAGAGCAUACAACUUCUAACUCGCCAACACAACCUAGGCAAAGGAGACGACGUCGGUCAUCUACGUCGAAAUAUUGCCACUGUAAAUCAGGAUUUUGGGUCCGGGCACUGAAUGGUGAGUUGAAACUCACCUCUAUUAAAACCGUGCACAACCAUCCUUGCACAGAAGGAUAUAUUUCUGUCGAUCCAUCGAAACGACAGUUGACCUCAAGUGAACGCUUGUAUUUAAGAACGUUUCUACUGAGUAAUACACCAACUCGUAGCUUACGGUAUCUGGUUUCUUUGAAGUUCAAUAAACAACUUACCAAGGACGAUAUCGCCAGAAUGCGUUCACAGUUGUACCCAGGUUGUUGA
Schistosoma mattheei is the source of this 669-nucleotide messenger RNA. The record is from the annotation of a GenBank genome assembly. Lineage: Eukaryota; Metazoa; Platyhelminthes; Trematoda; Strigeidida; Schistosomatidae.